This is a messenger RNA of Aureobasidium pullulans EXF-150, 2859 nucleotides long. RefSeq lists its product as uncharacterized. Gene Ontology annotation, cellular component: nucleus. Bases 1 to 2859 code for a protein of 952 amino acids. Gene Ontology annotation, molecular function: protein binding; sequence-specific DNA binding; zinc ion binding. Lineage: Eukaryota; Fungi; Ascomycota; Dothideomycetes; Dothideales; Saccotheciaceae. Gene Ontology annotation, biological process: regulation of DNA-templated transcription. The transcript has 3 exons. The record is from RefSeq and is a predicted model, not a curated record.
AUGGGCCAAGGAGCCGGCAUGGAUGCUAUGGCUGGACACUCUCUCGACGACAUCGUCAAUCAGAACGCAAAACUUAUGCGAAGACAAAGCAUGCCUCAAGUUUUCCAUCCACAGCAGCAGCAACAACACCAACAACCUCUGCCGCAACACAUGGACACGGACGAUCCGCGACGCAUGUCCAUGAUGGAAUUUACCGGCACUUCGCCCACUGGUCCUCUGGAAUCCUACCAGUUCAGCCUCCCCAACUCGGAAAUGGUCGAUGCCACUGCAUACAUGGCCGCCAGUCAAGCAAACCCAAACAUGCAACCUCAGCGUAGACUUUCCUCAACUGCUGGCAACGACAUGGCUAUUGACAAUGGUUUCGGCCCGACAAGCUCUUUCAUGCCAAUGAUGCCGGCAACUUCAUCUUACCAAUCUCCUGCACAUCUCUCCAAUCUCGACAUGGAUCUCAACAGUCCCUACAUUAACACUCCCAUGCACAUGUCUUCUCUCGGUUACAACAGUCCGAACAUCGACAGACCCAUGUCCAUGUACGGCCACACCCCGUAUCAUCCUGGGAUGAUGAACUCUCCAAUGAACACCUCAAUGCCCAACCACAUGUACGCCCAGUCACCUGAAGCUAGUGGGAACCCGACUCCCAAGAGACCAUCCCUCGAGAACUCCCACAGCCGAUCUUCAAAAAGCCAAAGCAUGCAAACGCCAAAUCCUCACUCACGUGGACCCACGCCACAGCGACAGAACAGUAAUCGACCGCCGCAGAAUCAACGGCAGCAUUCCGGCUUCAGAGCACAACCCCAAAAUCCCCCACCAGGCUCGCGUCAGGAUGUAGGCAUGGAUCGAGGUCGGAGCUCAGACGCAACAAAUACCCCUCAGGUAGACCCUUCUCGAUACAACCCAAAUAACCAAGGAUUCAAUUGGCCCGUGCCAGAAGGUGGAUGGCCAUCGACAAUGACAGGCAAGCCCCACAUGCAUUCUCAGUACAAGAACGCAUAUUCUUCCACCGGAUUUGAUAUGCUGGGAGUCUUGAUGCGUGUGGCAACUCGACCAAACCCAGAAAUUAAUAUCGGAUCUGUCGAUUUAUCUUGCGCUUUCGUUGUGUGCGACGCAGAGAAAGACGACUUUCCUAUUGUUUACUGCUCGGACAACUUUGAACGACUCACCGGCUAUACUAGGCACAUGAUUCUCGGCCGGAAUUGCAGAUUCUUGCAGUCCCCAGACGGCAAUGUCGAAGCUGGAGUACGACGAAAAUAUGUCGACGACGAUUCAGUACUCUAUCUCAAGAACAUGAUCAACCUUCGAAGAGAAGCACAAAUAUCUCUUAUCAACUACCGAAGAGGCGGCCAGCCUUUUAUGAAUCUACUAACAAUGAUCCCAAUCUCGUGGGAUACAGAUCAGGUCAAGUUCUUCGUCGGUUUCCAGGUCGACUUGGUAGAGCAACCGAAUGCUGUAACUGACAGGAACCCUGAUGGCACUUACUCGAUCAAUUACCAAAGAGGCAUGACAAUGCCACGAUAUGUGAUGAACGCUCCUGAGUCGACCGUCAAUCGAUCAGAGCUUGGCCAAACCAUACCAAGAGACGACGUCUCAGCUAUCCUGAGUACCAUCGGAACCGGAGAAUCUGAUUUCGCCAAACGCAUGUGGGACAAGGUUCUUCUUGAGAACACAGACGACGUCAUUCAUGUUCUGUCUCUGAAAGGCUUGUUCCAGUGGAUAUCACCAUCAGCAGUCAAGGUCCUUGAAUAUGAACCUGGUGAGAUCAUUGGUACAGCACUUUCGUCAAUAUGUCAUCCCAGUGACAUUGUGCCUGUGACAAGAGACCUCAAGGACACCUCAACUGGAGCUUCGGUCAACGUCGUUUUCCGAAUUCGCAGAAAGAAUAGCGGUUACAUGUGGUUUGAAGGCCAUGGAUCGCUUCACACUGAGCAGGGCAAAGGUCGCAAGUCGAUCAUCAUGGUUGGAAGAGAACGCCCGGUCUACGCACUUAGCAGGAACGAACUCACUGGAAACAACGGAAUUGGUGAAAACGAGCUCUGGACCAAGAUGUCGACUUCAGGCAUGUUCCUCUUUGUGUCCUCCAACGUACGCCAACUGCUCGACCGUCAACCGGACGAGCUUGUAGGCGUAAGCAUUCAGUCUUUGAUGAGAGGAGAAUCAAAGGCCGAAUUUGGACGAGUCCUUGAGCACGCACGUACUGGCAAGAAAGCAUCUGUCAGGCAUGAGCUGAUCAACCGUCGCGGGCACGUUCUCUCAUCAUUUACGACGUUGUAUCCUGGAGAUGCGAAAGAAGGUCAGAAACCAACAUUCAUCGUGGCCCAAACACGUCUGGUGAAGCACUCACGAGCCAACUCCUCGUCUCGACCAGCACCAAGCCAACGUGGAUCAGAGACAGCCGUUUCUGGCAGAUUCACGCCUGGCACACCAAUGUUAGGCGAUAACACUCCACAGUCCACUACGUUGACCAACCUUCAGUCGACUGAAGGCGCAGCUCCUACAUAUGCCGGUCAGAAUGGUCUCCUGCUUGGUCGCCAGGACGAGUUCCUGGCCUCAGAGGACAACUUGUUUGACGAGCUCAAAACAACCAAAUCUUCAUCGUGGCAAUACGAGAUCAGGCAGCUGGAGAAGAAGAACCGCAUGCUCGCAGAGGAGGUGAACUCAUUGAUGGCUUCCAAGAAAAAGCGGAAGAGGAGAAAGGGUGCAGGCCAGAUGCAGAAGGACUGUGCCAAUUGCCAUACCAGAGUGACACCUGAAUGGAGAAGAGGCCCCAGCGGAAAUCGCGACCUUUGCAACAGCUGUGGUCUGAGAUGGGCCAAGCUGGUGAGUCAAUCGGCAACAAAUUCACGAGCAAGCGCGGACGGUUAA